Oppiella nova is the source of this 1098-nucleotide messenger RNA. The record is from the annotation of a GenBank genome assembly. NCBI's taxonomy places the organism in Eukaryota, Metazoa, Arthropoda, Arachnida, Sarcoptiformes, Oppiidae.
AUUUGUUAUUCAAACAAUAUGUCGGUAAAAAUCAUCGCAAUAGUAUCCGUGCUAUGUAUGGGCACCGUUAGCCUAUCGCCAAACCCGCCCAUCCAUAAGGGCUGUGACCUACCGGUUGAGGUGCGGAUAAACAUGAAUAUAGGAACCAAAGAGGAAUGCCUACAAGCGGGUGACUGUUGGAAACCUGAGCCAGGUUCACCAAACUGUUACUGGCCCCACAAUGAUACCUCGGUCAAGGUGUAUGUCCAUAUGAUGCCCUGGUUUGAGACCAAGGAGACUAACCCGGAUCCCGAUAGGAUAGGCAAGUGGGGUCAGCACUGGUCCAUGAAAAAUAUGGACCCGGAUAUAAAGGACGCGUCCGGUAAACGCCAAAUAGCCUCCCAUUUCUACCCACUCAUCGAUCUGUACGCCUCGGGCGACACCCAUGUCAUCGACUGGCAGUUAGGGCUCAUGAAGCUAUCGGGGGUGACCGGGGUGUUGAUCGACUGGCCCGGUACCGCUAAAGUGUGGGACUACACGGGAAACGCCGCCAAUUGCGAGGCUAUUGUUAAGGGAUGUGAACGAGUGGGUCUGGACUACGCUAUUGUCUACGAGGACCACAACCUCGGAAUGGCCCGGGAUGCUGGAAAGUUAAAUGUCAGUAUCAUUGAGCAGGGUAAAGCCGACAUGGCGUACCUGAGGGACAAACACAUGGUUAACAAGAAUUAUAUUCAACUGAAUGGCGCACCACUUAUACUGGAUUUUGGACCACAAACACUACAAGGUCCCGAUUGGGACCAGGUAUACUCUGUAAUGCCAAAACCGCCCACAUUCUUAACCCUAUGGAAUCAGAUUGACCAAGGGGGAAAAAUGGCAAAGGGCGAGUUUGCGUGGGUCUACCAAAACUACAUGGACGGCCUUAAGAACUUCUACCACUUCCGUAGUCAAGUGCCCCUGAAGUUUGGCGUAGCCUACCCGGGCUUCGAGUCGGCAUACUCUGAGGGUGGUUGGCCGGGACCUACCUGGUCCAUCAAAUACAGCACCGACACCAUGGAAGCUACAUUUGACUAUGCACGAGCAUACGGUGUUAAUUAUAUUCAAGUUGCCACGUGGAAUGAC